UGGGAUGGAGCUGCAACAAUUCCAAGACCUGAUAAGGUAUCUCCAUGGGAAAUUGAGUUGUUAACACAUUCAUCACCAAUUUUCAAGUCAGAUGAUCUAAAACAUAAAUGUCAAAUCGAAGUAAAUGAGUUUGGUAAGUAAACACUGCUCAAUAAGUUAAAACUUCUUUGUGAAUUAGUUAUCAUUAUAUUGAUGCGCAUAUGUUCAAAAAUAUGGUAUCCUACCUUAUCCCAAGGACAAGAAGUUGGAAAUUCGGGCAUACAAUCUUCCAUGAGCUACUCAUUCCCAACCAUGUCUAAACCAAACUACAAUGAGCAAAUGGUUCAAGCAAUGAAAGAAACAACCACAACCGCAACUACUAGCUGCAGACUUUUUGGAGUUGAUCUAACAGUUCCCGCUACAACAAAGGAUUCAAUAAAACCUAUUGACUCGUAUAAAAAAAUUAAGAUUUCUAAAAUCUUUGAAGAAGAAGAAAUUGUUAACCAUGUCCAAGCUAGAAGUCUUACUAAGGUUCAUAUGGAAGGUGUCAUAGAGAAGACUGUAGAUUUAACUAUAUUUGAUGGAUACAAUCAGUUGAUCGAUGAAAUAGAAAGACUCUUUGAUAUCAAAGGCGAGUUGCAUAUGCACAAUCAAUGGAAAAUGUUUUUCAUAUAUGAUGAGGGAGAUAUGAUGAUUCUUGGAGACGAUCCCUGGCCCAAAUUUUGCAAUAUGGCGAAAGAAAUAUUCAUAUGUUCGAAAGAGGAUGUCAAGAUAGGAAUAGCAGAUAACAGAUUCUCCAAAGGUGAUCCAACAUUAACAACAACAAUUUUACCACCAGAUGUCAACAGCAAUUAGAGAGACUUUUGGUUUUAAAAUUAAAUGUUGCUUGUUUUUAUUAUAUACUCCCUUUGUUUUUAUUUGUAAGUAGUUUUAGUUAAAAGUCUCAAUAUCAAAAAGUUAUUAUU
Molecule: messenger RNA, 944 nt
Organism: Raphanus sativus (radish)
Lineage: Eukaryota; Viridiplantae; Streptophyta; Magnoliopsida; Brassicales; Brassicaceae
Product: auxin response factor 13-like
Exons: 3
Coding region: 193-834 (213 amino acids)
Biological process (GO): regulation of DNA-templated transcription; response to hormone
Molecular function (GO): protein binding; DNA binding
Source: RefSeq, a predicted model, not a curated record